GAAUUUAAAAAAAAUCGUUUGCGGUUUCUGGUCAAAACUCUUAAAAUUAUUAAUUAUAAUUAGACUCAGUUUCUAUUAAAAAAACACUAGUGGACGAAAAGUUAUAAAUUGUGAUAUUUAUUGAUAUAUACAUGCAGCUAAAUAAAAAAUGUCUGACUGGCUUUUCUGCCCUGUUUAUUGCUAUUGGCAUUUCUGUCAUAAAAGUUUUAUAUCUUUGCUCUGCGUGAUGCUUGGUAUUUGAGAAAAGGACGCAGGUGGACACAGUUGAAAAACAGACAAGCCAAUCAGAUUGCUCCGUCCUCCUUUAGCCAAUGACAGGCGCCACAUUGUUGUCAAAUUUGUCUAAUGAAAACGUAGGAGAGCAACAAUAGAGAGAGAGGGGGAUCUGUAUCCACUGCGAUCUCUCGAGGAAGUUAGUGUCUCAGGCUGGAGCAGGGAGAACGAGCUCAGCUCACAUUUCCUCAAGCCGCUCGCCUCGUUAAUCAUCGAUCCUUCGCUCUGUUUCUUUAGCUGGAAACUUUUGUUUGGGAAACUUAAUAACUUAAUAACUCUGGACAAUUCUCUACACGCUCAAAGGCACAAAAGCAGUCUUAACUUUUAACUAAUGGACUGAUUGCGACAAAAAAAUAUAUAUGUAUAUAUAGAAUUACUGAAACGCUUUGGCGACGUGUUUUAAAAAAUUCUGAUCACAAAUUUUUUAAAAAUCCACCGUUAAUUUCACAGUUCUGUCGGAUGCGUGCAAUUUCUUUUCCUUGAGACUUUAUCGAAUUGAAGAAAUCGGUUGCUGGUGUUUAACGUCGACGAUCAAUCGCUAGUCCAUCGGGGGCAGAUCAGAUCAUGGAUCUUCGUCCGGAGCUUCCUGGCGCUCAGGCGGGCACACAGGUUCACCCCGGAGCCGCUGCAGCCGCCUCCAUCCCCGUGUCCAUGGCCAGCAGUCUGCUGAGAGGCCCGCCGCUGCUGCUGCGCCCUACAGAGAAAUAUCCCCGCACUCCCAAGUGCGCCCGCUGCCGCAAUCACGGCGUUGUGUCGGCGCUUAAAGGACACAAACGCUACUGUCGCUGGAAGGACUGCAUGUGCGCAAAGUGCACCCUCAUAGCCGAGAGGCAGCGGGUGAUGGCGGCGCAAGUGGCGCUCCGCAGACAGCAGGCGCAGGAAGAAAACGAAGCCCGAGAGCUUCAGCUCCUCUACGGCACAGCAGAGGGGCUCGCGCUGGCCGCAGCCAACGGCAUCAUCCCGCCCCGGCAGAACUACGAAGUGUUUGGCCAAGUUAGCAACGACACCAGCUCUGAAUCUAACAUGCAGAAGUUUGAAUUAUUCCCCAAGACUCCACUGUCAGGAUCUGUGACCCCACAGCCUACAGCUGGAAAGUCUGUAUCUGCUGACACUGAAUCAGUACCUGGGAUCUCAUCCCCAGACGUACACCAUGGCUCUGGGUCCGAAAACGGCGACGGAGAAUCAUACAUCAGCUCUCCAGCUCCCAAACCCAUGAAAGACGGCGAGGAGACACCACCAUCAAUAAGUCCACUUGGCUCAGACUCAGACACAGACAAAGAUGAACAAGAGCCAUCGCCCUCCUCUACUUCGUCUCGCCACAUGAAUGCUAUUGACAUCCUGACCAGAGUGUUCCCCACGCACAAACGCAGUGUCCUGGAGCUCGUCCUCCAGGGAUGUGGGAAAGAUGUUGUCCAGGCCAUCGAGCAAAUCCUCAACAACAGCGGACAAGCCAAACCUCCAGAGGAAACCUGGUCAGCAGAGAGGGUACUCCAGAGCGCCCAGCAGCCCUUGUCCUCUGCUCCAAGGCCUGUCUUACCUGGAACCAUGACGCUCAGCAACCGGUCAGCCUUCUCUCCACUGCAGCCCAAUGGUCCACACUUCGGCGCUGACCCCAGCACGUACCCUCUUGGCACGCCUCUGGGCCUGAACCCACUACGCCUGGCCUACUCGGCACAUGGCCGAGGGCUCACCUUCAUGACCCCAUACUCCACAACAGGCCUGAUGCCCACUCUGGGAUUUAGGCCACCAAUGGACUAUGCUUUCAGUGACCUGAUCAGAGACAGGACUCUCCUACAUAAGGACCAGAGCUACACAAAUGGACUUUAUGGUCCCCUGGUUAACAACACUCCAGAAAAACAGUGAGGCUAUUUCACUGAGGAAAAACAGGAUUGAAAAAAGGUGAAAAGGCUAAUGUCCAUUAGCCCAAGUGUUCUGUGUCUAAAAAAAAAAAAAAAGACUUAAACCCCUUCUAUACUUAUCCUAAUGACAGUCUCUGUACAUAAAGAUUUCUGAUUUACUCACCUGACAGAAUUAUUCAGCUGGCAUAAAGUGACACAGAUCUAGUGCUGGGGUUUAUGUUGACGUUUGUGCUGAUAAUGGUUACCAAAAAGCUCUAAUUUAAACUGAUCUCGCUUGCGGGUCCUGGCUCAAACUAAUCACAUGGAGUUCAAUUUAAAGAGUAACCAGUAUUUUCAUGUAAAUUGCGUAUUUUCAAUUCUUUACAUAUCUGUUACAGUUCUAUUAGAUUAUUUACUGAACGGAUCGAGUCUCCGUGCGAUAAUGGUGCAAUUAAAAGAGUAAUGUUCUCUUCUCACUGUAAAAGAGAGACUAUACUAAUAUUAUUAUACGGUCUUCAAACGUCAUUAUUUUAGCUGACACUCUGUAAAAUUGUGCCAUGUUAAAUGACCAAGACAUGAACAGUUCUGUUAAGAUUAUUGUUACAGAUCUUGACUAAAGUAGAUUCUCUGACUCUCUUUGUGCUGUUGAUAUGUUGUGCUCCCACAAAAGAAUAUGUUACAUUCUGAAACAAUAUCAACUUCAACGUCAUUUGCGCAGAAAACCGUGAAAAAAAAACAUGUUCGUGGUGAAUGAAAUCUUGCUUCAUUGUUACUGCUGUACAUUUAUCUGUGAAUUUUGAUAGAAAUAAAUGUUAUUUUAUACUUAGAUUCU
This is a messenger RNA of Pangasianodon hypophthalmus (striped catfish), 2943 nucleotides long. It is a transcript of the gene dmrta2, whose product is annotated as DMRT-like family A2. The record is from RefSeq and is a predicted model, not a curated record. The coding region runs from base 838 to 2136 and encodes 432 amino acids. NCBI's taxonomy places the organism in Eukaryota, Metazoa, Chordata, Actinopteri, Siluriformes, Pangasiidae. The transcript is spliced from 2 exons. Gene Ontology annotation, molecular function: RNA polymerase II cis-regulatory region sequence-specific DNA binding; protein binding; DNA-binding transcription factor activity, RNA polymerase II-specific. Gene Ontology annotation, biological process: sex differentiation; regulation of transcription by RNA polymerase II; germ cell development. Gene Ontology annotation, cellular component: nucleus.